UGCGUUUGUUGGUUAUGGACUCGGCGUUCAAAAUAUGCUAAAAAGUUGAAACUGUUCAUCAAGAAAAACGGUCAUACAAUAAUUAUUUGGGCUUGUUGUUUCGUUGAAGCAGCUUAUGUAGUUUUAUAACUCAAACUAGAGUGAACUCACAAUGCCCAGUGUUUGAAGUUAUUUUUAGUAUUGAAAGUAUCACACUACACAUACAGAAUGCCGGAUAAAUUAGCCAAAUCAUCACCAACUCCUAAAGUUAAGAAGGGGAAAUCUUUAGCUAUGAAAUUGGGAUUUAAAAGUUCUAAAAAGAAUGGAGUAAAGGAGAAGGCAACGAAGCGCCCAGGAAGAAGUAAACCAGGGUUCUCUCUGUAUACACCAGAAUCUGAUGAUAAUGUGACUGCUAUGAAUAAUGAUAUUGAUAAAUGUGCUAAUAUUUUAAACCAAUUAAUAGCAACUAAACAAGACAAACAAAAGAAAUCAAGUAAGAAAUCAACCAAUAAGACGGAAGUAAGAAGUGAUUACAUAUUAAUACCAACAGGAAAUGAAGAAAUGUCUUUGAAUCGAGAAUCGAAUGGUGUUGUUGUAAAAGAAACUAUCACAGAUAUAAAAACACCGUUUAACAAUCGUUUGAUAUCAUCAACACCCGAUCCCGAUAAAAUACCAGAUGACGAUAGUUCCCUCCCUUUACAGACAAUACCAGAACUCGACAAAAGGAUGCGCGACUCUCUACCAGCGUCUGUCACCCAGAGUUACGCUAGGAAUAUGAUGCGACCAAUUGCUCAAGCUCAUUCAUCUCAAGGCCAAAAUUAUGUUCACAUCCACCGAAUAACCGAUCCUUCCGUCAUCAAACAUAAUGUUGUCAAUAGCAACAAGGAGAUGACUCAAAAUGAAAACAUAUCAGCCAAUCACAGACCUGAAUAUUUUGCACCUCCACAACAGAGACGGGUUCAGUUGUUAAAACCGGGUAAGCGUUGCUAUAGCAACGAUGAAUUGACCUAUGGUCAUAGGGGUAGCGAAACUCCGUUAGAUUUAUCUAAUCAAAAGCUGUCCGAAGCAGAGAAUUCCAUUUCGUCCAAACCACGUCCACUCAGUACAGAUAGUAUUAUGGAUCUUCGGAACAAGAACCUCAUAAAUUUCGACUCGGAAGAAGAAAGACAACGGAGGCAGGAAGAGAGAAGAGGUAGCAACAUUGAAGAUUUAAAAUGUUAUUUAGAAAGAGAUGAGGAAGAUGAUAUAUUUUCACCACCAACUGUUCUAAAAGCACCCAAACAAACGCGGAAAUCUUUAAACGAAAUAUACGAGAAUCAGAGCGAGCAGAGUCCCAAGAGGCAGGAAAGUUUUGGAUUUCGAUCCAUGGAUUCACAUCAUCCUGUACAGUCAUCUCCAGAAAAGGGGCCACAAGUUCCAGACUUUCAGGACAAUUUGAAACAUUUUCAAAAGGCUGCACAGAAUUCCAUGACAACACUAGGUUCAAUGCCACAAUCAACAACCCAGACAUCGCCCAAAAGUUCAGAAGUACAAAAUUAUCCCUCCGCUGUGAAAAAUAAAAAGUUUAUCAACGCGGAUAUUUGUGUUACGCCUAUGCCCAGUCCUCUUCGAAUGCCUGAACCACGUGCCCGAGCCAUACUUGGAAGACCACAUCAUGCCAUCAGUCCGGAAUCUGACCAAACCGCACAUCCCUUAUCUCGAGAAAUUGUCAGUCCACAAUCAAAAACAAGUCCCAAUCGAUCCAGUCCUCCGCAGAGAAGCUCAAACAGCCCAGAACAAUCCAGUCCUCCUCGUCAAUUUGAACUGACAGGAAAUUUUUCUCCACAGUUUUCCCCACCUCGAGAUGUUGUGAUGCAGGUGAAUUUUCAAGGUGAAGUUGAAUGGAAGUCACGACCGUAUAAAGAAACAUCGCCUGUCUCCAAGCCAAUGAUAACACCAGCAAAAUAUCAGCGAGGUAUUGAAGAGGAGGACGAACCGUAUAUAAAUGUUGUGGAUUAUCCUAAAGAUGAGGAAACGGAGGAACAAGCAGACGUGGAGAGACAUCCAAUCACAGAUUUACCACCACAAUUUGCUCGACUAGCUCAUCUCUCGGAAACUCCCGCAAAUUCACCGAUACGGUUUCCCCGGCCUCGAUCCUACAGUUCUUCACGACUGUCGGCUCUAUCCCAGGAGGGCAAUAAUCAUCCAAGUAAAAAGUCUGACCAUCCUUUUUUAAGGACUAUUUUAUCGGAGAAUGAAACAGAAUUGCCCCAGGCGCAAAACCACUCUUAUGAAUCACAUCCUGGGUUUGAAAACGAAAAAUAUCCGCAGCAAUCAACCUCAUUUCCCUCAAAACCUGUCACUGCCCUACCACAUCAUUUGUUACACGGAACUCCCAUGAACUCACCGAUACGUCCUGUGUUUAAUGGAAGAGCCGAUAUACCUCCGGUAAAGGGGAUGGAAUCGAAGAUAGAUAACGAUCAAGCUAUACCUACAACUAGCGAUCCUAUUGGUGCCGUCAAGAAGUUACGUUGGUUGUUGACGGAGUUGUUGGAAGUCUGUGAUAUAGAUGGUGAUCCGGAUAUGUGUCAGUUAGCCCAAGAUUUAUCGAACACGGUAGAAUCUAUACCACAACUUAAACUAACAUUUAAUAUACAGACGGAGAUAGAUCUUGCUUUACAACCAUUACGCAGUGAAAACAGUCAACUUAGAAGGAGACUAAGAAUUGUAAAUCAACAAUUGAAGGAAAGGGAGAGGUUAGAAAAAGAAGCUACCACGCAACCUGGCGUCAAUUUUCAAGUUUUACAUCUUCAAUCUAGUCAUAAUACUUUACAACGCCAACUUAAAGAGGAGAGAGAGACCAGAAGUAAACUAUCUAAACAGCUGGAAGAGUUGGAUAGAGAGAAGGAUAAAUUAAAACAAGAAAGACAGCAGUUAGUUUUGGCUCUAGGAGAAAAGGAUAAUGAUCGUUUAAAACUGCGACAAGAGAACUGUCAGGAGAAUCAGAAACUACGUCAAGAUUUAGCCCUGGCCCAGACUCGUACAGAAGGAAGUGGUUUAAAACUAGAAGCAGCUGAUAGAGAAAAUCAUAUCCUGAAGAUCUCGUUAAAACAGCGCGACUCGGAGAUUGAACGUCUGCAAGAAGUUGUGCAGACAUUAAAGGACGGUGUAAAUGAAGUGUUAAGUUGUGUAGAGAAGAAGCCUAUUAAUGGUAAUUAUGUGUCACAUGAUGGAGGGGGAACUAAUGGAGAAUUACAGAAAUUAUUACAUAUAGUACAACAAGAUGAUCGACCAUCUAGUCCAACAAAAAGUAUUCAUUCUGACCCAGGCUCUGUGACGAUCACGAAGCCGUCAGCAAUCAAACAGCUCCGAUUUACAUCAACAGAUACAUCGCCACUUACCCAAGAUGCGUUGGCAGAACAUGACAGAAUGCUCACAAAAAUAGGACGAUCUCAAACCGCCAUGACAAACAAGACUACAAAUGGCUAUAAAAGACUGGGUGAAAAGGACGAACUAAAAACGGACAGAAAUGGAAACGUGAGAGAUAGUCACAUGAUCAGUAAAGAGCCCAAUGAUGUUUCUCGGUACAGCGUUACUGAUUAUUUCAAGAAAUAUCCCAGCAUUACGAAUAACGAUGUCAAGGAAACGGUAAAUGAUUCAAAUCCACGUCUUUCCCUUAAUUCUACCUCUAUGACAGAAGAUGUGUAUAAAGGGGGAGAACUCAAUAUUUCUCUUAGUUCAAUACAGGAAGAUGUCCAGUCUGUGAUGUCAUCAAUAUCCGAGUCCUCGUCAUCCACUGCAGUCGAUGACACCGCAUUUAGAGAAGGAAUCGCAACCCUCGAUGCCAAUAUUGCCAAAGUCCAAGAAGCUUUACAACGAACCAAAAAGAUUUUUUCUUAAAGAAAUUUAACUAAGCCAGUCGGAAGCUGAUUGAGAUGAAGGAGCCAAUCAGAAACUUUUGUUGUGUAUUACUUGUAGCCUACGUUGAUCAUGUCUUAAAGUCUUGCUCAUCCAGGCCCUUUAUGAUUUUUUUGAGGGUCUGACGGAAGCCAGUCAUUAUUCUUUAUUUCUGUUAACUACCUUAAAUAAACACGGUUGUGAGACGGUGAAAAGGGGAGACUACUCCCUGGUCACCUGUCCGUAUUCCAUUACAUAUCUGUCAAACAAUUAUACACCGUAGCUGCAUUACUUAUGUAAAAAAAAUGCAAUUUUUUUGUCAAAUUAUUUUCUUAUAUUAGUGCUUUUUUGUUAACCAAUUCUGAUUGAGUAUUUUUUAUACCUGGAUUUGAACACUGAGUUAAAAACUCCAUUAGUAGACUUGUUUUAAAUAAAUGUGAAAGUAAAGCUCUCCAUGUUCGAUAUUUCUUAAAGGAAAAUUGAAAAUUGUCGAGAUGCGCAAGUCUCUUAAGUUAUUAAAGAAAUGACGAAAUUAAAUAUUUGGGGAAGAAAGUUGAAUACAUCAAAACCAUGUUUUGUCUAAGAUUUGUCUAAGUCAAUGAUAUAAGAAAAAUAUUUUGUUAAUUUUUAAUUGAAAUGAACCAAAAAGGAGAGAUUUUUGAAAAAGUAAUUUGAUUGAAGUGGGAUUAUUAUUAU
This is a messenger RNA of Patella vulgata (common limpet), 4551 nucleotides long. RefSeq lists its product as uncharacterized. Bases 208 to 3858 code for a protein of 1216 amino acids. Gene Ontology annotation, biological process: protein localization to centrosome. The transcript has 13 exons. The record is from RefSeq and is a predicted model, not a curated record. Lineage: Eukaryota; Metazoa; Mollusca; Gastropoda; Patellidae. Gene Ontology annotation, cellular component: centriolar satellite.